AGCCAACACAAAAGAUGCUCUGCUCCCUUUGCCAUUUCCAAAGGAAGUGAAUGAGAGGUAUUGCAGACAGCAAGAGAAAAACUGGAUCAUAUUGAAUGCGCCGGAGAAAAAUGAAGCCCAUUGUUCUUCAAUUUUUUGUUUCUGGGAUCCUAGCUAACAAUGUUUUCCCUCCCAGUUCUGGAAAUCAAUACUAUAAUAACAAUUGUGAUCACCUUCAGUAUCCCCUAGAAAGGAACCGUCCAAAUCAGCCCAGUCAAGGAAGAGGUCAAAAUCGAAAUGAGAUUGUGGUAGACAGUAAUUCCAAAUUUGCAUUCAGAUUCUUGAAGCUGGCUUCUUCCAGUGGAGACCAGAGGGACAAUUUAGGCAAGAAGAACCUGGUCUUUUCUCCCAUGUGUAUCUCAUCUGGGUUUGCUAUGCUGGCUUUGGGCGCCAGGUCACAUACUUUAGAUCAAAUCCUCAAAGGACUGACCUUUAAACCAACAGAGAUUGCAGAAAGAAACAUACACGAAGGUUUCCAUGAUCUCAUCUAUAUGCUGAACAGUGAGGACUCUGGCCUUCAUAUGGAAAUGGGGAGUUGUCUGUUUGUGCAAAACAAGCUGCAUCCACAACCAGAUUUCUUAUAUGGACUCAAAAAUAUUUACAGAGGAGAUAUCUAUAUGGAGAAUUUUAAGAACACAGCAGAAACCAUGCAACACAUCAAUAGUUAUGUUGAAAGGAAAACUCACGGGAAGAUUUCUAAGCUUGUGGAUAGAGUUGAUCCGAUCACUGAAAUACUAAUGGUUAGCUACUUCUACAUAAAAGCCAAAUGGAAGAAGCCUUUUAAUCCAAAGUACACUGUUCUGCGUGAGUUCUACGUCGAUCCUUACACAGUUGUGAAAGUGCCAACUAUGUUCCAGAUGGGCAUGUUUGAAAAUGGCCGUGACGACCAGAGGGCUUGCACAGUUUUGAAAAUGCCUUACGAAGGACAUGCCGAUGCAUAUUUUAUCCUUCCUGACAAAGGAGAAAUGGACAGGGUGAUCAGGAGCUUGUCAAAUGAAGCUGUGCAAGCUUGGAAGAGAAUACUCUUCAAGAGCUCUGUAAAUGUGUAUAUCCCAAAAUGUACAGCUAAGGGAGAGGUGAAUCUGAAGGACAUAGUGUAUUCCAUGGGGAUGGUGGAUGUCUUCACCGAGAAAGCCGAUCUGUCUGGAAUCACAGGGCAGCCUCAGCACAGGCUUUCUGGUGCCAUGCAUAAGGCUGUAAUGAUCAUAGAUGAGAAAGGAACAGAAGCAUCAGCAGCCUCUGCGAUGGAUCUGGUGCCCAUGUCUAUGCCAACUAUAAUUAAAAUCAACAGAGCUUUCUUAGUUAUUGUUGUUGACGAAAUGACCCACUGUAUUACCUUCAUGGCAAAGAUCUCAAACCCUGCUGAGAGCUAAAUAAGCAAAACACCGAUGCCUAUUAAGCUACAAUUAUUUCCUAAUCAUUUUGGCCUGAUCUAUGCUGAAUUGACUUUUCAUCUUUCCCACAUGUCCUCCAUGGUUAAACUGUAGAAUUGGAUUAUGUGAAGAGAGGAAAGGGGAAGCAAAAGUAAGCUAUGGGUAAAAUUGGAAGACCUCAUUCAUAAUACAUCUCAGUGUAGUGACUGCUGGUCUGUUCUGCAUACUGUUCAUGCUUAUUGCCUUGCUCAGCAGAUUAAUGCUCAGCACAUGGUUUACCUCCAGUCAAGUAAUAAAUGUUCCUGAUAUUGACUUGCAGUGGCAUAGAGAUACACCACACAGUAGUAGCUAAUUUGGGCAGGAAGCAGGUACACCAGAAUGCUUCGUAAGGCUGAGCAGCUGCCCUGUGGAGGAAAUUUCAAGGCAAAUGUGUUGUCUUGAAGGAUGCUCUUAAUACAUCUGCACUGAAUAUUUUUUCCAGCUCACUUUCCUCUUACUCUAGAUAUACUUCCUGGUGAAUGUAAAUAGCUGUUGAAUAAGGAGCUUCUUUAGAAUAUUUAUAUAGGUCUACAGCUACAAUCCUGAGCAAAUUCACAAGUGAGUAACUCCCACUGAACUCCCUCAGACUUACUUUUGAGUAAACAUGGUUAGGAUCACAUUGUGUGUUGUCGGUUCGCUUAUUUGUUUCUCCUCUAUCAUGUCAUGCUACUCUUAAUUGGUGCUUUGCUGCCUUUCUGUUUACACGGCAGCAAUAUGCAAGCUUUUAGUCAGUCUCCCUACAAAUGGGAAUUGUGGAUUACGGAAAAUGUUAUUUGUCUGAAAGGAACAUAUGUAGGAAAAGAGAACAUUAAUAAAAAUUAAAUUAACAGGUCCCAAUGUCCCUGGAUCCUUGUGGCCUGGAUAGCCCAGGCAAACCUGUUUCUCAUCAAAUCUCAGAAGAGAAACAGGGUCAACCUUGGUU
Messenger RNA from Eublepharis macularius, 2373 nucleotides. RefSeq names its product serpin A12-like. Lineage: Eukaryota; Metazoa; Chordata; Lepidosauria; Squamata; Eublepharidae. Gene Ontology annotation, biological process: negative regulation of endopeptidase activity. Gene Ontology annotation, molecular function: serine-type endopeptidase inhibitor activity. The coding region runs from base 96 to 1412 and encodes 438 amino acids. The transcript is spliced from 5 exons. The record is from RefSeq and is a predicted model, not a curated record.